GUUUGAAAGUUCGAUGCUGCUGACCUGGUACUGGAGUUUUCUGAGGGGAGCAGUUGUGGGCAAAUUCUUCUUUGGGAGAUCUAGAAAUAUGAGCAGCAAGAAACUAAGACGAGUGGGUUUCUCACAAGAGCUGUGUGACCGUUUGAGCAGACAUCAGAUUGUUAAUUGCCAGGACUUUUUAGAUCUCUCCCCACUGGAACUUAUGAAAGUGACUGGCCUGAGUUAUGGAGGUGUCCAUGAGCUUUUGUAUAUGGUCAGCAGGGCCUGUGCUCCCCAGAUGCAAACAGCUUAUGAGAUAAAGAUGCGGAAGUCUGCUGGUCCCUCCCCAGCGUUCCUAUCUACUACCCUUUCUGCUUUGGAUGAAGCCCUGCAUGGUGGUGUGGCUUGUGGGUCUCUCACAGAGAUUACAGGUCCGCCAGGCUGUGGAAAAACUCAGUUUUGUAUAAUGAUGAGUGUUUUAGCUACACUGCCUACCAACAUGGGAGGAUUAGAAGGGGCUGUGGUGUACAUUGACACAGAGUCUGCGUUUACUGCUGAAAGACUGCUCGAGAUCGCAGAAGCCCGUUUUCCACUCUAUUUUAACACUGAAGAAAAAUUGCUUCUAAUGAGCAGUAAGGUUCAUCUUCACCGGGAACUCACCUGUGAGGGAGUUCUUCAAAGGCUUGAAUCUUUGGAGGAAGAGAUUAUUUCCAAAGGAGUUAAGCUUGUGAUCGUUGACUCCGUUGCAUCCGUGGUCAGAAAGGAGUUCGAUCCGCAGCUGCAAGGCAACAUCAAGGAAAGGAACAAGUUCUUGGCCAAAGAAGCAUCCUUAUUGAAGUACCUGGCUGAGACAUUUUCACUCCCAGAGAGUCUUAUGAAAUUGCUCCGUGAGAUAGAAAUCACAGAUCCUCAGUGUAUUAAAACACUGGAGUUGGUGCUCACACUGUAA
Molecule: messenger RNA, 928 nt
Organism: Arvicola amphibius (Eurasian water vole)
Lineage: Eukaryota; Metazoa; Chordata; Mammalia; Rodentia; Cricetidae
Product: DNA repair protein RAD51 homolog 2-like
Exons: 8
Coding region: 14-928 (304 amino acids)
Biological process (GO): double-strand break repair via homologous recombination
Cellular component (GO): Rad51B-Rad51C-Rad51D-XRCC2 complex
Molecular function (GO): DNA binding; ATP-dependent DNA damage sensor activity; ATP binding
Source: RefSeq, a predicted model, not a curated record